CACCCCCUUUCCUUCGUCCCUACCCCCUUUCCUUCGUCCCACCCUCCAUUUUUUCAUACAUUUUCUUCUUCCACAGCUACUUCUGCUGCUCUUGUACUGUCAGGGCACCCUUUUUUUAUAUAUACCAACCGGGGUCCCAUCAGUCUUUAUGGAGGACGACUAUAAUAACAGUGUGCGAUGGUUACUGCAUGAUAUCGACGAUCCAAAUGACAGGAGAGCAAUAAGUUUCGACAUCCUAAAAAUCCUCAAACAAGCUCUAGCUCUCAAAAUAUUGACAGGACUGCCAACCAUUCUUAGCUCUCCGCAUCGUUUACUUCUUGACGCUGGGUUGGGUCGGACUGACGGUUUGGCAAAGGGAAUGACGAUUGGAGAUCCUGCUUCACUUUUGGCGGCAAAAGCUCUGUUUCAGUCUGAUUUCAACUCCAAUUUCUCUACUUUACUGGACGAUCAAGUCAAAGAUUUGCUAUCUAUGGGUUUGCCGCCACCAUCAUGCAGGGAAUGGUUUUGGGAACACGAAGUACCUCUCAUAUUACUACCUCUCUUUCACAACACAAAGUUGUUCAGGACGUUAUUUGCAACAUACACAUCGGAUGUCGAACAGAUGGUCAAUGACCAGUCUCAUAUUGUGGGGUUGGGUAAUAUAUAUAACUGGAACAAUGAUCAGGGUAUUAGUCUUCAAACAUUUAUGAAUGCACAUUACUGGAACAACUCAUGUCUCUCAACUGGCCAAACCGUGGGUCCAUUCUAUUAUUUCCGUUCAAGUAGUUUAACAACUACCAAGAAAGAAGGCCCCGAUUUGGUGUUUGUUAUUCAAAUUGGUGAACAAAAGUAUCCAGUAUUUGUAAGAUUCAUACUGUUCAAGCAGCUGGAUGGACAGCAGGCUAUCGACAAAGUAUUUCGAUCAGUUCAUCACUCAACAAGCGAGCUGAUUGGAGACUCACUUCCUGAUUUAGCAAAAUAUUGCUUUGCGGGAGGGCAAUACAUCAGCCUGAUUGUAUCAUACCCAUCCAAUAUCACCACCCCAUUGUCAUCGUCGCCGUGGUUGCAACGUUCACUGGGUGGAUUGACUCAAAACCUAAUAGUAAUCAACCGUUACAACGCACAACACAUCCUCACAACAACACAAAUGAGCCUGCUAGAUAGUGUGGCUCCCAUGAAACGAUCACGAGAUAUGGAUUCUGCAGUAGCUGAAGAAGAUGUCAGAAUAUCCAGAAAUGAUUCAAGGUGUGGACAUCGAAUAAUGGAUAAGAAGCAGAGAGCAAGAUAGGAGACAAAAUUGCAAAAGAACAAGAACACAGAACAUACCACAUUUACUAUUUGCUUUUACUUAUAUUUCUUAUAUUUCUGUAUUUGCUUAUUUGCAGUAAAGAAGAGGCAGUCACAGCACGUGAAAUUGUUAUUUUAUCUAUCAAAUCCAAGCAGUCAUUCCAUC
Messenger RNA from Lobosporangium transversale, 1432 nucleotides. RefSeq lists its product as hypothetical. The record is from RefSeq and is a predicted model, not a curated record. NCBI's taxonomy places the organism in Eukaryota, Fungi, Mortierellomycota, Mortierellomycetes, Mortierellales, Mortierellaceae. The transcript has a single exon. Bases 149 to 1267 code for a protein of 372 amino acids.